GCUCUUUUAAUUCUUAUGUUUUAAAAUUUAUUAAAGAUAUUACAAUUAUCUUCAGUUGCUCAUGAAAUUGGACAAUCUCGGUGAGACUUUUGCAAUUCUAUCCUUUAAUAUAGGUCAAAUAUUUCGUCUAUUCUGCUUAACGUUACCAAGUCAACGUUUAAUAGAUCAGAGUAAUCAACUCACACAGAAUAUUUAUGACAGUUACUGGUAUACCCUACCUUCGGAUUCGAGAAAUCUGUUGAAAACAGUAAUGCUGAAAUGUAUAAAACCCAACACUUUUACAGCGGGGAAAUUGUAUUGUUUUUCAAUGAGUAAUUUCGGUUCUGUGAUAAAAACAUCAUUGUCUUAUUUCACAGUACUGGUAUCUAUUCGUGAGUAAAAUUCAGGUGGUAAGAAAUAAUUUACCGUUAACUUUGACUAAAUAAAUUUUUCAUAAUUUUCUACGUAAGUAAACUUAAUUUAUAAAUUUAAUUCUAUACGUAUUUUAUAAUUUACAAGACGUUCUAGGGGUACGUAGUGCAUUUUUGAAAAUUAAUAUUUCUAUAUAAGAUAUCUUUUUACGAUGAGAAUCGUUGAUGCUAUUUUAAUUUUAGGUAAUCACUUGAAAUCCCUAGGACGUCGCGCGAUAUGAUUCACCACAAAAAAUUAUAAAUAAUUCUAGAAUAUAACUUUAUCAAUAAGCAAGUAAGAUAAGUUA
Leptopilina heterotoma is the source of this 697-nucleotide messenger RNA. Its product is annotated as odorant receptor 46a-like. Gene Ontology annotation, cellular component: plasma membrane. Lineage: Eukaryota; Metazoa; Arthropoda; Insecta; Hymenoptera; Figitidae. Gene Ontology annotation, biological process: detection of chemical stimulus involved in sensory perception of smell; sensory perception of smell. The record is from RefSeq and is a predicted model, not a curated record. Gene Ontology annotation, molecular function: olfactory receptor activity; odorant binding. The coding region runs from base 62 to 379 and encodes 105 amino acids. The transcript is spliced from 3 exons.